AUGGGAUCCAUCGAAAUCAAAGAACAGCAGUAUGAUGUGCUCAUUAUCGGAGCCGGUCUGUCAGGUAUCUGUGCACUUCACAACUUCCGAAAACGCUUUCCAUCUUGGCGCGUUGGAGUUCUCGAGGCAGCCAAUAACGUUGGAGGGACUUGGUACUGCAACCGCUACCCAGGAGCACGGGUUGAUACCGAAUCACUCUCCUAUGCAUACUCGUGGGACAAAGACCUUUUGAACGAAUGGACCUGGAAGGAGUCCUUCUCCACCCAGUCAGACGUUCUCCGUUAUAUUGAAUAUGUCUGCGACAAACACGACCUCUACAGAAGCAUCCAGCUCAAUACUCGGGUUAAGACGGCCCUUUGGCAGGACAAGAACAACACUUGGCUGUUUUGCGAUGAAGCCGGCGCCCUUCACCGAACCCGUUUCUUCGUCAGCUGUAUGGGUUUCCUGUCAGCCCCAACGCUUCCUGCCAUUCCGGAUAUCGAACUGUUCCAAGGCGAGGCUUUUCACACCUCCCGCUGGCCCAAGGACUUUGACAUCAGUCGUGAUCUAGCCAACAAGCGAGUUGGUGUCAUCGGCACCGGCGCAACGGGAAUUCAAACGAUUACGGCAGUAUCAAAAGAACCAUCCAUUAAAUCAUUGGAUGUUUUUCAACGCACGGCAAAUUGGUCCGCACCCCUACGCAACGAGACGAUUAGCCCCGAGCAGAUGGAACAGCAUCGCAAGGACUACGAUGCCCUUUUCCAACUCUGCGCCGAGACACCCAGUUGCUUCAUGCAUCAAGCUGACCCGCGGAAGUCCCUAGAAGUAUCCCCAGAAGAGCGGUUGGAGCUUUGGGAGCAUAUCUACGCAAAACCCGGUUUUGCCAAGUGGCUUGGCACAUUCAGCGACACAUACAACAACCGUGAAGCAAAUAAACUCUACUCCGACUUCAUAGCUCGCAAAAUUAGAGCAAGAAUACACGACCCCGAGGUUGCAGACAGCUUGAUUCCCAAGAAUCAUGGCUUCGGCACGCGACGAGUCCCUCUUGAGAGUGGGUACUUUGAGGCGUUUAAUCAGCACAAUGUCCACCUUGUUGAUCUCCAAAAAACUCCGAUUGAGAGAGUCACAAACAGUGGCAUCAUUACAUCUGAUGGCAAAGAGCAUCAAUUGGACGUUUUGAUAUAUGCGACGGGCUUUGAUGCCAUUACUGGUGCAUUCAGCUCUAUUGAUUGGGCGGGGAAAGACGGUCGACCUCUCCUUGGAUCUAGCAACACCAAGCAAGGUGAACGAGCGAUUUGGGUUGAUCACCGGCCUCGUACAUACUUGGGUAUGGCAGCUUGCUCCAUGCCCAAUAUGUUCAUGGUCUUGGGUCCCCAUCAACCAUUUGGCAAUGCUCCCCGGACCAUAGAACAUGCCGUUGAGGUUAUUUCAGACCUCCUGCAACACUGCAAAGACCACAACUACUCCUAUGUAGAGCCGACGGGAGAGGCUGUGGAUGCAUGGACGGAACACGUUGUUGAAAGCAGCAAAGGUGCUUUGUCAAACGAAAUUGAUAGCUGGAUGACCGGGGUUAAUACAAAUGUGAAGGGGAAGACUGUUCGAAGUGUUGCGAGAUACGCUGGUAGUGCAGUGGAGUAUCGCCGGAGAUGCGCUGAUUCUAGGGCAGCUGGGUGGAAAGGCUUUGCAUUUGCUCAAAUCUCAAGUUCGAAGCUUUGA
This is a messenger RNA of Penicillium vulpinum, 1695 nucleotides long. Its product is annotated as flavin-containing monooxygenase. NCBI's taxonomy places the organism in Eukaryota, Fungi, Ascomycota, Eurotiomycetes, Eurotiales, Aspergillaceae. The transcript has a single exon. The record is from RefSeq and is a predicted model, not a curated record. The coding region runs from base 1 to 1695 and encodes 564 amino acids. Gene Ontology annotation, molecular function: NADP binding; N,N-dimethylaniline monooxygenase activity; flavin adenine dinucleotide binding.